AUGUGUGGCAUCAGCAGAAUCAUCUACCAGCAAAAGUUUGACGAUGUCAACGUGGCCUCGAUAGGACGCAGCUCGUAUGGGGUCCAGGAACAGAGAUCUACCGAAGGUAAUCCUUCUGCAAGGAGUUUGAUGACCAGACUUUCUUCACCUAACCAAGCUGCGGCGCUGAGAAGAUGGCGUCUGAAAUCGAUAGCUGAUUCAUCAACCUCUGCUUCAUUCACAUCUAAAGACGCAACAGCAGGCCAAUAUAUAGUCAUAGCUGGUCGUCGUUCGAUUACCAUCUUGUAA
This is a messenger RNA of Parastagonospora nodorum SN15, 288 nucleotides long. RefSeq lists its product as hypothetical. Bases 1 to 288 code for a protein of 95 amino acids. The record is from RefSeq and is a predicted model, not a curated record. The transcript has 2 exons. NCBI's taxonomy places the organism in Eukaryota, Fungi, Ascomycota, Dothideomycetes, Pleosporales, Phaeosphaeriaceae.